AUGGCUGAACGAGCAGCAAAUGAACUAAAUGAGGACUUUACACUCCUGAACAGGGCAGCUUCAAAUGGCCAUCUGAACGUUGUUCAGAACCUCUUCGGUGAAGAAGCACAGGUUUGGAGGAACAAUAAUGAUGAUCAAACUCGUCUUCACUGUGCAUCACGCGAUGGUCAUCUUGAUGAAGUUCAGUAUAUCAUUGGUCAAGGAGCAAAUGUUGAGAGGAAUGAUACUGAUGGUCAAACACCUCUCCACUUGGCAUCAGACUGUGGUCAUCUCAAUGUAGUUCAGUAUCUCCUUGUUCAGUAUCUCGUUGGUCAAGGAGCACUGGUUGAGAGAAUUGAUAUUGAUGGUCAAACACCUCUCCACUGUGCAUCUACCAAUGGUCAUCUUGAAGUAGCUCAGUAUCUCGUUGGUAAAGGAGCACUGGUUGAGACGAAUGAUAACGAUGGUCACACACCCCUUCACUGUGCAUCAAACGAAGGUUAUCUUGAGGUAGUUCAGUAUCUCGUUGGUCAAGGAGCACUGGUUGAGACGAAUGAUAACGAUGGUCACACACCCCUUCACUGUGCAUCAAACGAAGGUUAUCUUGAGGUAGUUCAGUAUCUCGUUGGUCAAGGAGCACUGGUUGAGAGAAUUGAUAUUGAUGGUCAAACACCUCUCCACUGCGCAUCUACCAAUGGUCAUCUUGAAGUAGCUCAGUAUCUCGUUGGUAAAGGAGCACUGGUUGAGAGGAAUGACACUGAAGGUCAAACACCUCUCCACUUGGCAUCAGACUGUGGUAAUCUUAAUGUAGUUCAGUAUCUCCUUGGUAAAGGAGCUCAGCUUGAUAAGCUUGACAAUCUUAGUUGGUCUCCUCUUAACUGUGCAUCAAACAAUGGUCAUCUUGAAGUAGUUCAGUAUCUCGUUGGUCAAGGGGCACUAGUUGAGACGAAUGAUAUUGAUGGUCACACACCCCUUCACUGUGCAUCAAACGAAGGUUAUCUUGAGGUAGUUCAGUAUCUCGUUGGUCAAGGAGCACCGAUUGAGAGAAUUGAUAUUGAUGGUCAAACACCUCUUCACUGUGCAUCAAACAAUGGUAAUCUUGAAGUAGUUCAGUUUCUCAUUGGUCAAGGAGCACUGGUUGAGAAGAAUGAUAAUGAGGGUCACACACCUCUUUACUAUGCAUCAAUCAGUGGUCAUCUUGAAGUAGUUCAGUUUCUUGUUGACCAAGGAGCACUGAUUGAGAGUGGUGAACACAAUGGUCACACACCUCUUCACUGUGCAUCAGUCAUUGGGCAUCUUGGAAUAGUUCAGUAUCUCAUUGGUCAAGGAGCACUGGUUGAGGGCACUCAGUAUCUCGUUGGUAAAGGAGCACUGGUUGAGACGAAUGAUAACGAUGGUCACACACCCCUUCACUGUGCAUCAAACGAAGGUUAUCUUGAGGUAGUUCAGUAUCUCGUUGGUCAAGGAGCACUGGUUGAGACGAAUGAUAACGAUGGUCACACACCCCUUCACUGUGCAUCAAACGAAGGUUAUCUUGAGGUAGUUCAGUAUCUCGUUGGUCAAGGAGCACUGGUUGAGAGAAUUGAUAUUGAUGGUCAAACACCUCUCCACUGCGCAUCUACCAAUGGUCAUCUUGAAGUAGCUCAGUAUCUCGUUGGUAAAGGAGCACUGGUUGAGAGGAAUGACACUGAAGGUCAAACACCUCUCCACUUGGCAUCAGACUGUGGUAAUCUUAAUGUAGUUCAGUAUCUCCUUGGUAAAGGAGCUCAGCUUGAUAAGCUUGACAAUCUUAGUUGGUCUCCUCUUAACUGUGCAUCAAACAAUGGUCAUCUUGAAGUAGUUCAGUAUCUCGUUGGUCAAGGGGCACUAGUUGAGACGAAUGAUAUUGAUGGUCACACACCCCUUCACUGUGCAUCAAACGAAGGUUAUCUUGAGGUAGUUCAGUAUCUCGUUGGUCAAGGAGCACCGAUUGAGAGAAUUGAUAUUGAUGGUCAAACACCUCUUCACUGUGCAUCAAACAAUGGUAAUCUUGAAGUAGUUCAGUUUCUCAUUGGUCAAGGAGCACUGGUUGAGAAGAAUGAUAAUGAGGGUCACACACCUCUUUACUAUGCAUCAAUCAGUGGUCAUCUUGAAGUAGUUCAGUUUCUUGUUGACCAAGGAGCACUGAUUGAGAGUGGUGAACACAAUGGUCACACACCUCUUCACUGUGCAUCAGUCAUUGGGCAUCUUGGAAUAGUUCAGUAUCUCAUUGGUCAAGGAGCACUGGUUGAGGGCAGUAAUGAUAGUCACUCACCUCUUCAAACUGCAUCGGGCAAUGGUCAUCUUGAAGUAGUUCAGUAUCUCGUUGGUCAAGGGGCACUGGUUGAGAGCAAUACUAAUGAUCGUUUACCCCUUCACCGUGCAUCACGCAAUGGUCAUCUUGAAGUAGCUCAGUAUCUAGUUGGUCAAGGAGCACUGGUUGAGAAGACUGAUAAUGAUGGUCACACUCCUCUUCACUUGGCAUCAAACAAUGGUCACCUCGAAGUAGUUCAGUAUCUCGUUGGUCAAGGAGCACAGGUUGAGAAGAAUGAUAAUGGUGGUCACACACCUCUUCACUUUGCAUCAAGCGAAGGUCAUCUUGAAGUAGCUCAGUAUCUAGUUGGUCGAGGCGCACAUGUUGAGAGGGACAAUAAACAUGGUCGUACACCUCUCCACUGUGCAUCAAUUGAAGGUCAUCUUGAAGUAGUUCAGUAUUUCGUUGGAGAAGGAGCACAGAUUGAUAAGAUUGAUAAUCUUAGUUGGACUCCUCUUUACUGUGCAUCAUACCAUGGUCAUCUUGGAGUAGUCCAGUAUCUCGUUGGUCACGGAGCACAGGUUGCGAAGAGUAAUAAUGAUGGACAAACACCUCUUCGCUGUGCAUCAGCUAAUGGUCAUCUUGAAGUAGUCCAGUAUCUCGUUGGUCGAGGAGCACUGAUUGAUAAGCCUGACAAUCUUAGUUUUACUCCCCUUCACUGUGCAUCAUUCGAAGGUCAUCUUGAAGUAGUUCAGUAUCUCGUGAGUCAAGGAGCCCUUUUUGAGAAGAAUGACAAUGAUGGUCACGCAGCUCUUAACUGUGCAUCACUCAGUGGUCAUCUUGAAGUAGUUCAGUAUCUCGUUUCUCAAGGAGCACUGGUAGAGAGCAAUAGUGAUGGUCACACACCUCUUCACUGUGCAUCGAGCGAAGGUCAUCCUGAAAUAGUUCAGUAUCUCGUUUCUCAAGGAGCAGAGAUUAAUAAGCUUGAUAAUAAUGGUCGGACUCCUCUUUACUGUGCAUCACUCAAUGGCCAUCUUGAAGUAGUUCAGUAUCUCGUUGGUCAACGGGCAAAGGUUGAGAAGAGUGAUAAUGAUGGUCACACACCUCUACACUGUGCAUCAGGCAAUGGUCACCUUGAAGUAGUUCAGUAUCUUGUAGCUAAAGGAGCAUAUGUUGAGAGGGAAAAUAAUAAUGGUCGUACCCCACUCCACUGGGCAUCAUGCAAAAGCCAUCUCAAUGUAGUUCAGUAUCUCGUUGGUCAAGGAGCAAAUGUUGAGAAGAAUGAUAAUGAUGGUCACACACCUCUUCACUGUGCAUCAGGCAAUGGUCACCUUGAAGUAGUUCAGUAUCUUGUAGCUAAAGGAGCAAAUGUUGAGAGGGAAAAUAAUAAUGGUCGUACACCACUUCACUGUUCAUCAAGCGAUGGUCGUCUAAAAGUAGUUCAGUAUCUAGUUAGUCAAGGAGCACGUGUUGAGAAGCACGAUAUUGAUGGUCUAACACCGCUCACUUUGGCGUCAUACAAUCGUCAUCUUGAAGUAGUUCAGUAUCUCGUUGGUCAAGGAGCAAAUGUUGAGAGGAAUGAUAAUGAUGGUCUCACACCUCUUCACUGUGCAUCAAGCGAAGGUCACCUUGAAGUAGUUCAGUAUUUCAUUGAUAAAGGAGCACUGGUUGAGAGGAAGAAUAAUGAUGGUCACACACCUCUUCACUGUGCAUCAAGCGAAGGUCAUCUUAAAGUAGUACAGUAUCUCUUUGAUCAAGGAGCACAUGGUGAUAUGGACAAUAGUGAUGGUAAUACACCUCUUCACUUGGCAUCAAACAAUGGUCACCUUGAAGUAGUUCAGUAUCUCGUUGGUCAAGGAGCACAGAUUGAUGAGCUUGAUAAACAUGGUUGGACUCCUCUUCACUGUGCAUCAAGCAAUGGUCAUCUUAAUGUAGUUGAUUAUCUCGUCAGUCAAAGAGCGGAGAUUGAUAUCCUUGAUAUUCUUAGUCGGACACCUCUUUACUGUGCAUCAAUCAAUGGUCAGCUUGAAGUAGUUCGGUAUCUCGUUGGUCGAGGAGCACUGGUUGAGGCGGAUAAUGAUGAUGCUCCAACACCUCUCGCCUUGACAUCAAACUUUGGUUAUCUCAAUGUAGUAAAGUAUCUCAUUGGUAAAGGAGCAAAGGUUGAUGGGAAUGAUUAUGAUGGUGUCACGCCUCUUCACUAUGCAUCACGCAAUGGUCAUCUUGAAGUAGUUCAGUAUCUCGUUAGUCAAGAAGCGGAGAUUGAUAUCCUUGAUCUUCUUAGUCGGACUCCUCUUCAUUGUGCAUCACUCAAUGGCCGUCUUGAAGUAGUUGAGUAUCUCGUUGGUCAAGGAGCCCUGGUUGAGGAGGAUGAUACUGAAGCUCCAACACCUCUCACCGUGGCUUCAUACUUUGGUCAUCUCAAUGUAGUUCAGUAUCUCGUUGGUCAAGGAGCAAAGGUUGAGGGGAAUGAUUAUGAUGGUCACACACCUCUUCACUGUGCAUCAAGCAAUGGUCAUCUUGAAGUAGUUCAGUAUCUCAUUGGUCAAGGAGCAAAGGUUGAGAGGACUGAUAAUGAUGGUCACACACCUCUUCACUGUGCAUCAAGCAAUGGUCAUCUUGAAGUAGUUCAGCAUCUCGUUGGUCAAGAGGCACAUGUUGAGAGGGACAAUAAUAAUGGUCAAACACCUCUUCACUUGGCAUCAAGAAAUGGACAUCUUGAAGUAGUUCAGUAUCUCAUUGAUCAAGGAGCACAACCUGAAGCACUUCAAAAGGGAUCCAGGUCAAGCAAAGUCUCCGGUGAUAAGAAAGAGAGCAAAGCCGGAACAUCCACUGCUAUUGCAUACAAGAAAUCUAAGACUCAAAGUACACAAGCGAAGAAGCCGCCACAGGACGGUACCAAGAUCAUGAAGACCAAACCGACAUCAGCUAAGAAGGUGCCCCAGGAUGGUACCAAACCAGGUGCAUCCACACUCAAAAAUUCGACGUCCGCGGUGGGAGACGGAAAGAGGAAAGCAACACAAGAAAAGGACGGCCCAAAUCAUGAAACAAGCAGUAAGCACAAUGCUGAAUCUUUGCUUCCUUCCAACAUGUUCUGUCUCUUGGACAUUUCGCCUAGUCCGAGAUCGAUCUAA
This is a messenger RNA of Strongylocentrotus purpuratus (purple sea urchin), 5385 nucleotides long. Its product is annotated as serine/threonine-protein phosphatase 6 regulatory ankyrin repeat subunit B-like. The record is from RefSeq and is a predicted model, not a curated record. Gene Ontology annotation, molecular function: protein binding. The transcript has 5 exons. Bases 1 to 5385 code for a protein of 1794 amino acids. NCBI's taxonomy places the organism in Eukaryota, Metazoa, Echinodermata, Echinoidea, Camarodonta, Strongylocentrotidae.